Elaeis guineensis (African oil palm) is the source of this 1896-nucleotide messenger RNA. Its product is annotated as probable bifunctional methylthioribulose-1-phosphate dehydratase/enolase-phosphatase E1. NCBI's taxonomy places the organism in Eukaryota, Viridiplantae, Streptophyta, Magnoliopsida, Arecales, Arecaceae. Gene Ontology annotation, cellular component: cytoplasm. The record is from RefSeq and is a predicted model, not a curated record. Gene Ontology annotation, molecular function: acireductone synthase activity; magnesium ion binding.
GAGGGAAAACAGCAAUAGAAAAACUUCUCAAAAAAAUUUACUAUAAGAGGGGAGGAGGAGAGGGGGGGAGAGAGAGGGUUUAAUGGCGUCGGCGAAGUCGCUUCCGUUGCUCUCGUCGCAGGCGUACUUGGAGGGAAAGGCGGUGAGGGAGACUCGGGAGCUGGUCGCCGAGCUUUGCCGCCACUUCUACUCCCUCGGAUGGGUCACGGGCACCGGCGGCAGCAUCACCAUCAAGGCCCACGACGACGCCGUCCCCAAGCCCGAGCAGCUCAUCAUCAUGUCUCCCUCCGGGGUUCAGAAGGAGCGGAUGGUGCCCGCGGACAUGUAUGUGCUAUCCGGGAACGGGACGGUGCUGUCAGCGCCUUCACCAAAACCCUACCCCCACAAGCCCCCCAAAUGUACCGAUUGUGCUCCCCUCUUCAUGAAGGCUUAUCAGAUGCGCAAUGCUGGGGCUGUUAUUCAUAGUCAUGGUAUGGAGAGUUGUCUUGCAACAAUGAUCCAUCCCUUCUCAAAAGAGUUCCGAAUUACUCACAUGGAGAUGAUAAAAGGAAUUCAAGGACAUGGUUAUCAUGAUGAGCUUGUUGUUCCAAUAAUUGAGAACACUCCUCAUGAGAGUGAGCUUACAGAAUCCCUAAGUGAAGCGAUUGCUGCAUAUCCAAAAGCAACUGCUGUGCUUGUGCGCAACCAUGGGAUAUAUGUAUGGGGAGACUCUUGGAUCAGUGCCAAGACACAGGCUGAAUGUUAUCAUUAUCUUUUUGAUGCUGCCAUCAAACUUCACCAAAUGGGUAUUGACUGGACUACUCCAAGCCAUGGCCCAAUAAGCAAUACAAAGGCCAUUCAAGGUAAGGAUUGGAAUCCAAGUGGUUCCUUAAGAGCAGGGCUCCUGAAUGGCAAUCAUGUUGUGGAGCUGUCAAGACAAUGCAUUGUUCUUGACAUUGAAGGAACGACAACCCCAAUAUCAUUUGUUACAGAUGUUCUUUUUCCCUAUGCUCGUGAUAAUGUACGGAAACAUUUGAUAUCAACAUAUGAUAGUGAGGAAACCAAGGAUGAUAUCAAGCUAUUGCGUGCCCAAGUUGAGGAUGACCUGAAACAAGGGGUGUUGGGUUCUGUACCCAUUCCAGCUGAUGAUGCUGGGAAAGAGGAAGUUAUAAAUGCUUUAGUAACUAAUGUGGAGGCAAUGAUAAGAGCUGACAGAAAAAUUACUUCUCUUAAACAAUUGCAGGGUCACAUAUGGAGAACCGGAUUUCAAAACAAAGAAUUGCAGGGAAUUGUUUAUGAGGAUGUUCCUGAAGCUCUUAAAAAGUGGCAUGCUGAUGGCUUAAAGAUCUACAUAUAUUCAAGUGGUAGUAGAGAGGCCCAGAGGCUUUUAUUUGGAAAUACUGCUUAUGGGGACUUGAGAAAAUACCUAUGUGGUUUUUUUGACACUACGAUUGGAAACAAAAGAGAAGCACACAGUUACUUUGAAAUCUCACAGUCGGUUGGAGUGGAUAAUCCAUCUCAAAUCUUAUUUGUAACUGAUGUUUAUCAAGAAGCUGUGGCAGCAAAAGCUGCAGGUCUUGAAGUGUUAAUCUCCAUCCGUCCUGGAAAUGCGCCCCUCCCUGAGAAUCAUGGAUUUGGGAUAAUAAAAUCCUUUGCAGAAAUCUAAGUUGUCAGAAGCUGUAGCAUUGUUCACUCAUCUCUCCACCUGAGAUGUCUCAGGUUCAAAAGCUGAGUGGUGGUGAAUAAUUGCCAUAUCCUCGAACAGGAAAAUCUGUAGUAGAUCAGAGUCCGAAUGCAUAGGACUUAAUGGUUGUGAAACAAAUCAUUAUGACAAGUUUUGUAUCUAGCUUGAAACUUUAUCUUGAAUUUGUAGUGGACUGACGUUAAAAGCUUAAUAUUGAUUGCAUUUUCCGACAA